CGGCUGCGCAUUAAACCCCGCCCCUCUCUCUGCAGAAAGAACGAACAUGGAGACAGCUGGAAAAGUGAUCAAGUGCAAGGCAGCUGUUGCCUGGGAACCAGGAAAGCCCCUCUCCAUUGAGGAGGUGGAGGUAGCCCCACCUAAGGCCCACGAAGUUCGCAUCAAGGUUUUUGCCACAGGCGUGUGUCACACAGAUGCCUACACCCUYAGUGGCAGUGAUCCUGAGGGACUCUUCCCUGUCGUCCUGGGACAUGAGGGUGCUGGAACARUUGAGAGCGUGGGCGAAGGUGUCACUAAAUUCAAGCCAGGCGAUACUGUCAUCCCUUUGUAUGUGCCUCAGUGUGGGGAAUGCAAAUUCUGCAAAAACCCCAAGACCAACCUCUGCCAGAAAAUUAGAGUAACUCAGGGUCAGGGCCUGCUCCCUGACAAGACGUCRCGCUUCACCUGCAAGGGAAAGCAAGUGUUCCACUUCAUGGGGACCAGCACCUUUUCAGAGUACACUGUGGUGGCUGACAUCUCACUGGCCAAGGUUAAUGAGAAAGCGCCACUGGAUAAAGUGUGCCUUCUUGGAUGUGGUAUUUCGACAGGUUAUGGYGCUGCUCUCAACACCGCCAAGGUUGAGCCUGGUUCCACGUGUGCCGUGUUUGGACUCGGAGCGGUCGGYCUGGCUGUCGUAAUGGGCUGCAAGGCCGCUGGAGCGACCAGGAUCAUUGGUGUGGAAAUCAACCCCGACAAGUUUGAGAAAGCCAAGGAGUUUGGAGCUACUGAGUUUGUGAACCCGAAGGACCACAGCAAGCCCAUCCAGGAGGUUCUGGUGGAGAUGACCGAUGGGGGUGUGGACUACUCAUUUGAGUGCAUUGGAAAUGUGAACAUCAUGAGAGCUGCUCUGGAGGCUUGCCAUAAAGGUUGGGGUGAAAGUGUCAUCAUCGGUGUUGCUGGUGCAGGGCAGGAGAUCUCCACCAGACCGUUUCAGUUGGUGACAGGGCGAGUGUGGAGGGGCACAGCAUUUGGAGGUUGGAAGAGUGUGGAGAGCGUUCCUAAACUGGUGGAGGACUACAUGAAUAAAAAGCUGAAGGUGGAUGAGUUUGUGACCCACACUCUCCCGUUCGAGAAGAUUAAUGAGGCUUUUGACCUCAUGCACGGUGGAAAAAGUAUUCGCACUGUGCUGACUUUCUGAGUUGUCUGAAACAUCGGUCACAUCUGGCCUUUCAACGGUUUCCUUCCAUAGAUCCUUCACUUAUUUUUCUGCAUUUACUUUGAUAGCCUAGCUUUCAGUGUUUAGGGAAGAAAAAAAGAAAUUAAAACCAAAAAUAAAAAUAAAAAUCUGCUUUUCUGUG
Molecule: messenger RNA, 1337 nt
Organism: Austrofundulus limnaeus
Lineage: Eukaryota; Metazoa; Chordata; Actinopteri; Cyprinodontiformes; Rivulidae
Product: alcohol dehydrogenase class-3
Exons: 9
Coding region: 47-1177 (376 amino acids)
Biological process (GO): formaldehyde catabolic process
Cellular component (GO): cytosol
Molecular function (GO): zinc ion binding; alcohol dehydrogenase (NAD+) activity; S-(hydroxymethyl)glutathione dehydrogenase [NAD(P)+] activity
Source: RefSeq, a predicted model, not a curated record